AUGGCAACUGCUUAUUUACCAGAAGACGUUAUUGUUGAAACAUUCAAAAGAAUCAAAAGUGAAAUGGGUGGUGAUGAAGAUUUUGAAAAGUUUCUAGAGUAUUUCGAAAACAACUAUAUCAAAGGCGUGUUUAGAACAGCAAAUUGGUCGGUGUUUGGAUUAUCUGAAAGAACAAAUAACAGGUCAGAAAGUUUCCAUUCCGCACUUAACAGAUACAUCGGCACGACACAUCCAGUCAUCCAUAAGUUUUUGGAAAAAUUGUUGUCUUUUCAAAAAAUUAUCAAUUUGAAAUAUCAAGCAUAUGAAACUAACCUUCAAAAAAGUCGCCAAUCAAACUUGUCGAUUAAGAAAAAUUUGACAUUAGAAGAACUACAAAACCAACUGAUCGGCGAAAACAAACUUGACCCAAUUGUGUUCCUUAAAAAAUGUGUGACCAUUUUAUCUAGCAAGCAAAACAUAAUUCUGUUUGAUUUGGACAUGAAUACUGCAAUCAAAGAAGUCAACGAAGAAAAUGAAUUGAUUGAAAUUAUGAGAAAAAGUACACUUUCAGAAGUUGCAAAUUAUAAUCAUUUUUGCCAUUCAUCGCAUAAUGGAAUAGAAGAUCCACACAGCAGUUUAAACGAGAGCACUCUUGUUUCUGUUAAUAUGGAAAAAGAUGUUAACACUACAAAUGACAGGUUAAAAGACUUGAAAAAGAAAACUAAAAAAGCAACUAAAGCUCACAAUGAAAAAAAAGCCAAGAAAAGUGUCUGA
Molecule: messenger RNA, 753 nt
Organism: Entamoeba invadens IP1
Lineage: Eukaryota; Evosea; Mastigamoebida; Endamoebidae
Exons: 1
Coding region: 1-753 (250 amino acids)
Source: RefSeq, a predicted model, not a curated record